AUGCCCUCUGAAAUUAAAAAAACUCUGAUAUCCAUGUUACUGUUUUCACGAUGGCUCGGACUGUCCCCAGUGAAAUGGGAGUCGCUGCAGCUUCGUGUAUCUAAGGGUUUUGCGACGCUAAUGACAAGAGAGGCGUUUACUCUUAUUCUUGCUUGGAUUCAAAAUGAGGAUAUAGACGUUGAGGACUUUAGUUCUGAACUGGUGUUCAAGGAACUCAUUCUCUUUGGGUAUUUGGUGCUCAAGGGUCCACAACGUAUGGCAAUCAUGAUUGAAGUUCUUGAUCAGCUUGAAAAGAUAAAGGAAAAAAGAUUCAGAUGUACAUUGGAGAAAAAGGAGAAGAAGAAAUUUUACUAUUUUAUUGUUUCUCUCACGAUAUUUCUGGUUAUCGUAUACAUCAACAAAUACAUUUUCGAAGUAUAUGAUGAAGAGCAACCUAUAUUAGAUAAUGUUAAAUCGUUCAUGUUGACGUUUUUCAUUCGAUAUGCGUGUGCCAUAUCGGAAUUUUAUUUUGUUCUCCUGGCUCUUCUGAUACACACUCUUCUCGCCAGCAUCAAUGACGAUUUAGAGGAAAUUUUUAAAGAUAAUGUACCACCUUCUAACGUAAUUUUGUAUAAGGAACCAGUAUCUGUCCUUGGGAACCGUGAUAUUAGCCCAACUAUCGACUGCUUUGGCCUGACACCUGCUGGCACUUUUGGUGCCAGCAUGGCUCUUGUUGCGUUUACAUUGCAUAACAUUAUUGUUGCUGUUACGACGGGAAUUCAGCUAAUGCUUUUUGUUGAACCUUCGUACAGAGCUCAAGUCGAGUUAAGAAAGACGACAUUACUAGUCAGCAGGGCACUAAACGAAGCUCUGGAAAGGAACGAUUUAGAUCAGCUAAAUGAGCUCCGACAUCUUUUGAAAAUGCUACAUCUCAACCGGCCGGUCUACUCCGCUUUUGGAGUCUUCAAUAUAGGAAGACCACUCGUCACGGCUGUACUGAGUGGUACAGCUACUAUAUUGGUUAUGUUACCGUAA
Messenger RNA from Pieris macdunnoughi, 1014 nucleotides. The record is from the annotation of a GenBank genome assembly. NCBI's taxonomy places the organism in Eukaryota, Metazoa, Arthropoda, Insecta, Lepidoptera, Pieridae.